Molecule: messenger RNA, 3510 nt
Organism: Punctularia strigosozonata HHB-11173 SS5
Lineage: Eukaryota; Fungi; Basidiomycota; Agaricomycetes; Corticiales; Punctulariaceae
Exons: 12
Coding region: 1-3510 (1169 amino acids)
Biological process (GO): positive regulation of TOR signaling
Molecular function (GO): protein binding
Source: RefSeq, a predicted model, not a curated record
AUGUCUUCGGACCCUGCGACUGCCGCAGCCGGCCCUGCGAACCGCCGCGCGUCGCUUGCGUUCUCGGGUAGACUCAGCCUUGGCGCCAACACGAUCGCGGCGGUCGCCAGUACCACCACUAACGCAGCUUUCGGUGGUCACAACCCUACGAAGGAUGUCGACGACAUCGUGGAAAUGUACUCGGACAUGCGUGAGCAUGGAUACAAGGGCCCUACCAGGACCGUACGGCUUCCCCGCGUGUCGAGCGUGGGCGGAGGCUCGAUCGCGCGCGCACAGGGCGACGAUGGGCGUUGUGUCGUAGCCGGAAGGGAAUCGCUGAGGAUCGUGCGCGUCGUGCCACCAACUGGCCCUACAUCCUACUCGUCAGCGGCAUCGGGAGGGCUUGAGCAUGUCGCGCGUUCGGCGGUGGGUCGGGGCGGACACCGCAUCGACGCGGGGCGUAACAUGUGGGACGGCUCCGGGCUUAAGGUGGAUGGCGGCGCGAGCGCAGUGACGGACGUUGCAUGGGGAUAUGGAUCGUUUAGCAACAAGAUAUUGACGAGCGCGCGGAACGGCGAGCUCGUCAUGUGGGACAUCAACAAAUCGGGCUCGUCCAAGCAUGAACGCAGGACGCGCGACCACAUGCGCGCCAUCCACCGCCUCUCCUACUCGCGCCAGGUGCACUACUACUGCGUGACUGGCUCCGCGGACUGUGACAUGCGCGUAUGGGAUCUAAGAAACCUCUCGCAAUCCCGGCUGAAGAUUCACCACCCCGCGCCGGUCCGCGCCGUCCUAUUCUCGCCCGAUGUGCAGAACCCGCUCCAGGCGAUCGCCGGGCUUGAGAACGGGAGUCUGUACCGAUGGGACCUCCGCAUGGGCCAGCGCGGCCAGCUAGACCGCGUCCCGGUCGCGCAUGCAGGUGCGAUCCUCGCGCUCGAUUGGUGCGUUCCCGCAUCUCAAAUCGUUGCCGGUUCGAGCAACAGCUCCAAGAGGCCCGCGACGGGCAGCGCGCCCGCGGUAGCUGCUGCGGAUGGCACGGGAGACGGUGCCGGUGGUAAUGGGUGGAUCGCGACGGGCGGCAUGGAUCGGACGGUUCAGGUGUGGGAUCUGAGGGCGGGACAUAUACCGCUCGCGCCGACCUACACACUUCACCCGUCGUUCCCUGUGCGCACCGUGAGGUGGCGGCCCGAGUACGAAUGCGAGCUCGCAAUCGUGUCGCACGCGACGGCGGGGACGGGAAGCGGGAGCGAUGGUGUCGAGAGCCCCCCGGAAAGUGUAGUGCCUGGCGUCGCCACGAAGGACAUCAGCGGGACAAGCGUCGGUGGAGGUACGGGCGAUGCGGUGGAGAUCUGGGACGUGCGACGAGGGUGGAUCGCGAAGUGGCGCGUCAAUGGGUCCGCGGCCGAGGGCGGAGUAGCCGAUGCCGUAUGGGCGGAUUCGCACGCGCUAUGGGCGUCGCACGCGUCCGGCGCAUUCUCGCAGCUGGACGUGCGCCAGUCCGCGACCGUGGUCGACGCCGUACCAAGGAACGCGAUGGCGUUCGAUCCGGCGGGCAACGUCGUAUUCGUAGCGGACAAGCCCGAGCGGUGGGAGGUGCCGUACGAUGAUGUCGAUCCCGAACUGCGGCCCGUCGUGGCGAGGCAGCGCGGGAAGCUGAAGGCCCUUGGCGACCCUGCCUACCGCUGCGAGACGCAGGACCUAGGCAUCGUCGCCGACACGUCUGCCGUACACGAGUCUACCACGUUUGCCGCCUUGGCUCGCGGGUACAGCCUCGACGUCGCCAACGCGGGCGCAGACCGUCGUCCGUUGUGCGAGCGCAAUGCACAGGUAGCGCUUGAAGCUGGGCACGAGUCCGCCGCACAGCUGUGGGCUCUCGUAGGGGCUCUUCUCAUGGACAUCGUGCCGCCUUCGCCGCCGUCGCCUCCCUUGCCGACUCCUCUGCAACCUGAGCUCCUCCCCGGGGGCACGCCGGCGCUGGCGCACUCGCUGUCCGCGCCUGCCGCGUUCCCGCACCUCCAGUCACCGCGCCCCUCCGUGCCGCCCCCCACGGCGGGCAGAGGCACACCGAUGCGGUCCGUGUCUACGGAUCCCACCCUAGUUGCCGCCGCCGGGCGUGCGAAACGGAGCCCGGGCAAGAAGAGCGUCGAGUCGAUGUCCGCGUCGUCCUCGCGCGGCGGCGCCGUGCCGAAGCCGCUGACGCCCGUCGGUUCCCCGAGCCCAAUGCGGAGCGCGAGCGCGCUGAGUUCGCCGUCGCCUACGUCGGUAACGUCGACACGCUCGCCGCUAUUGCUCCGGCGCGAGAGCCAUUCCGCCGCGCGACAUUUCCCGAGGGGAUUCGAUCCCGCCUCGCGCCGGCCAAGCUUGACGCCGAGCGGGCGGAGCGCUAGCCCCAGCGAAAGCGCGAGGGGAAGCUUACAUCACGUUGGCGAGGGCGCUCUUUCGGAUGGGGAGGGUAGCGAGGGGGACUGCGGGGACGGGGAGGAGGAGCAGAGCGAAGGGGAGGAGAGCGAUCUAAGGCCGCUCAUGUCGCCACUGACCUCGCCGCAUUUGCAUCCGCGCGCCGUCCCGCCGAAUCCCAGCCCGUUGUCGCACGUGGCCAACCCGGACGACGAUGAUUCCUCGCCGUCUCCCGCGUCUACCGAGUCCGAAUCGGAGGAUGCUGGAUCGGAUUCGCCUCCGAGGAUGCGCCACGACCGUCUGCGGUCCAAGUCGGGCUCGGCAUCGGGCGGCCGAUCCUUGUCGGGUUCCGGGUCGGGCAGCCGGACGAGGAGGAUGGUUCAGGCCCGGAGCCGAAGCUCGACUCUCGCCAGUCUGCCCGCGCAAUCGAAGCUGCCGAUGCAGACGAAGGCGCUCGCGAGAAACGACUCGUCGAGCAGCGUGCAAACCGUGAUUGCCGCGGAACCGCGCUUGCGUGAGCGGAGGACGCGCAAGGGGCUCGGUGGCCUGGACAGGGAGGAGACGAUCAGGGAUAUGCGCCAUACAUCGAGCCGGGGUUCGGCGCGGAUGCGGAGAUCGCGCUCGCAGAGUCGACUCGGGUCAGAUACGGUUUCGGUCGAGUUGAGGUUGGAUGGAUCAGAGAUCGCGAUGUCGGAGUCGAACGGGGCGCUCGAGCACAAACGGUCGAAGGCGUUGACGGGCGAUCGGAGGCGCGCGAUCGUGGAGGAUGAACGGAGGAUGCGUGAGCUGGGAUGGGCGGCUCUGCGGGAUUCGCUGGACGACUUGGCCAACGACGGAGAUGUCCAAACGUGCGCUUCUCUGGCGAUUGUCGUUCGGAGCGAAUUGGGAAUCAGUAAGAACCGCGCUGCUCGGUUUAUCGAGUCGUAUCUAGACAAACUUUCUCGUUUGAAACUCGACGCGGCUGCUGCGUACGUUCGAGAGUGUGCACAAGGGGGCUCCACGCACGACGCGCCUGCGGUUCAUACCGUGGUCUAUACAUCCUGCGGUCGUUGCAGGAAACCGAUUGUACAGACCACCACAAACCCAUCACAUGGCCAACCCACCGGAGUCUCGUAUUGCUCAGAAUGCCAGUGA